This is a messenger RNA of Lodderomyces elongisporus, 1263 nucleotides long. RefSeq lists its product as uncharacterized. Gene Ontology annotation, cellular component: transcription export complex 2. The record is from RefSeq and is a predicted model, not a curated record. Gene Ontology annotation, biological process: poly(A)+ mRNA export from nucleus; transcription elongation by RNA polymerase II; post-transcriptional tethering of RNA polymerase II gene DNA at nuclear periphery. Bases 1 to 1263 code for a protein of 420 amino acids. Gene Ontology annotation, molecular function: double-stranded DNA binding; RNA binding. NCBI's taxonomy places the organism in Eukaryota, Fungi, Ascomycota, Pichiomycetes, Serinales, Debaryomycetaceae. The transcript has a single exon.
AUGAGUAUUUCUCAGUUUAUUCAUGAAAUUGACACAUCCUAUACUUUGAAUAAUGAUGAUGACCGGAUUCGAACUUUGACCAAUUUGUUUUCGCUCAAUCCUCUGGAGAACAAAUACAUCGUCUCUAUAUAUAAUGAAUCAUUUGAACAAAGCAAGUCCCAUUCAUUCACAACCAGAUACGGCGAAGAAUGGCCAGCGUUUGACUCUGUCGUAUCAAGCUUUAUCAAUAUUUGCACACUAAUGGAUCCAUGGUCUGUAUUGAGCUCGUUUGAUCUAUACACUACAUUCCUCAAUGAUUUAUCGGUUGCGUUCAACAACAAUACGUAUGGAUGGCUCCUAUCACAUAGUAUCAAAGCCACAAUUGCAAUGGUGCUACCAUGGGCCUUGCAAUUGGAUCGACAGAUGUUUGGCAAGGAAAAGGGCGGCAAAUACCGACUAAACUAUUUGGCGGCCGUGCUAUUGAAAAUAUUCAAUAACAUUCGAGUAAACGACUCCAACAAGUACAAAAAAUCUAUUAUGCUAUAUUUAGGAAACAAUUUAUGCUAUAUCUAUUGGAAACUAGACAACCCACUACUAUGCCGCAACAUUUUUAGCAACAUGAGUAACACCAGUCUCAGGAUUACUGAUUUUCUGCAUAAUGACCAAUUGAAAUAUAGAUUCUACCUUGCCAGGUACUAUUUAACGAAAUAUGAGCUCUUGGAAAGUUUUGCGCAUUUGGAAUGGUGUCUUGUUCAUACUUCUAGUCCCAAAAAUAAAAGCAUGAUCAUUGAACUUCUUCUACCCAUAAGCCUUGUGCUUGGUAAAAAGCCAAAUUUUGCAACUUUUCAUCGGUUGCAAAAUGGGAAUGGCUAUGCUGUACAAAUCUUGUCUAUCUACGAGCAAUUAUUCAGAGCUACUGCAAAGGGAGAUUACGACAGUUUCAAAUUGGUGUUGAACAACCAUCGUGAUUACCUCAAGGACAAAAACCUAUUGCUUUUAUUAAAUGGUGCAGAGAUUUUGAUUUUCAGGAACUAUUUAAAACGCAUCUGGAAAUUCAUGAACUGUCCCUCAAGUCUCGAUACAAAGAUUAUACCAAUUACAGGAAAGGAUAUUCAAUUCGUGGAAAACCUUCUUGUGACAUUAAUAGACUCAAAUUUGGUGAAGGGGAAGUUGACGGGUAAACAGACCAUCGUCUUGAGUAAAAACGACCCAUUUCCUGCUGUAUUUGACAUGUAUACUAGACGAUACGGCGCACAUCAUAAACCAAACAAUAGCUGGAUGUAA